CGGGCCCAAUAGGGAGGAGCAGGGUAUGACUGGGCAGGCACCAUUUAGAAAUCGCGCUCAGCCAAUGAGGAAGCAGCAGGUAGCACCCCCUAAAGAGUCCUGCAGUGAGUAGGCGAAGGCACAUCGCCGGGAAGUCGGGCAGCGCCGCUAUCAUAGUCAUCUCAGGCUUGUGUUAACUCAAGUGAGCGCUGCGCAAGGGAAACUUUCCAAGCGUUUUUCUUUGGCAUGAGCAGCCUGGGGGAGGCGGAGGGACGGGCUGUGCUAGUCAGUGCGGAGGCGGGGGAAGAGCUCACCUUCACUAGAAGAGGAAGAAAAGGUGCAGCGACGGAGAAGAGCUGUAACAGGAGGAAGGAGCUCGGGGCGGUGCGAGGAUCCGCUCCGUUUGGCUAAACUCGCUCCUAACUAGUGACCUGCUCUCUGAGGGGCCCCGGACUCCCCGCACCACUUAGUGGAUAUAAGGCUGCAGCAGCUGUGACUGGGACACAAACAUGGACAGCGCUCACGCCAAGACAGUCAGUGAGGUGCUGCGGCACUUCGAAGUGAAUGAGAACUGCGGACUGAGCAGCGAGCAGGUCCGGAGGAGCCGAGAGAAAUAUGGGCUGAACGAGUUGCCAGCUGAAGAAGGAAAAUCUCUUUGGGAAUUGGUUCUGGAGCAGUUUGAAGACCUCUUAGUUCGCAUUCUUCUCCUUGCUGCUUUUGUUUCUUUUAUACUGGCCUGGUUCGAAAAAGGUGAAGAGACAACAACUGCUUUUGUAGAACCAAUAGUUAUUAUUUUGAUCUUAGUAAUCAAUGCCUUUGUGGGAGUAUGGCAGGAGAGGAAUGCAGAGAGUGCUAUUGAAGCCCUCAAGGAAUAUGAACCAGAGAUGGGGAAGGUGAUCCGUGCAGAUCGGAGUGGUGUGCAGCGCAUCAGAGCCAGAGACAUUGUCCCUGGAGAUAUUGUAGAAGUUGCAGUUGGAGACAAGGUACCUGCUGAUAUUCGAAUUACAGAGAUUCGAUCUACUACACUUCGUGUUGAUCAGUCUAUUCUUACAGGGGAAUCUGUGUCUGUGACAAAACAUACAGAUCCUAUUCCAGACCCAAGAGCUGUUAAUCAGGACAAGAAAAAUAUGCUUUUUUCUGGCACAAAUAUUGCAGCUGGAAAGGCAGUGGGGAUAGUAAUUGCCACUGGUAUUUACACAGAAAUUGGAAAGAUCAGAAACCAAAUGGUUGCGACUGAACCUGAGAAGACACCGUUACAACAGAAGCUUGAUGAAUUUGGUCAGCAGCUCUCAAAAGUCAUCUCCCUUAUCUGUGUAGCUGUCUGGGUGAUCAAUAUCGGCCACUUUAAUGACCCUGUGCAUGGUGGCUCCUGGUUUCGUGGUGCGAUCUACUAUUUUAAAAUUGCAGUGGCAUUGGCUGUAGCAGCUAUUCCAGAGGGACUUCCAGCUGUGAUAACGACCUGUCUGGCUUUGGGUACACGUCGCAUGGCAAAAAAGAAUGCCAUUGUAAGGAGCCUUCCAUCUGUUGAGACACUUGGGUGCACUUCUGUCAUCUGUUCAGACAAGACUGGUACAUUAACCACAAAUCAGAUGUCUGUUUCCAGGAUGUUUGCAAUUGAAAAAAUUGAAGGGGUAAAUUGCAGCUUUCAUGAGUUCAGUAUUACUGGAUCCACGUAUGCCCCAGUAGGUCAAGUCCUUGAAGAUGAACAGCCUGUUAACUGUGGACAAUAUGAUGGAUUGGUGGAAUUAGCAACAAUCUGUGCCUUGUGCAAUGAUUCCUCCUUGGAUUUCAAUGAGUCCAAAGGAGUUUAUGAGAAGGUUGGAGAGGCAACUGAGACUGCUUUGACAUGCUUGGUUGAAAAGAUGAAUGUUUUUAAUACCGAUUUGAGUAAUCUUUCAAAGGUGGAGAGAGCAAAUGCCUGCAAUUCUGUAAUCAAGAAACUGAUGAAAAAAGAGUGCACGCUGGAGUUUUCAAGGGAUCGCAAGUCCAUGUCUGUCUAUUGCACCUCUGUAGCUGCCAAUUCAGGUCAUUCUGCUAGCAAGAUGUUUGUCAAGGGUGCUCCCGAAAGUGUGAUUGAACGCUGCAACUAUGUGCGUGUUGGCUCUGCAAAGCUUCCCCUGACUCCAUCUGCAAGAGAAAAGAUCAUGUCCAAGAUUCGGGACUGGGGUACUGGUAUAGACACACUUCGCUGUCUUGCCCUCGCAACCCGAGAUGUCCCACCAAAAUUAGAAGAUUUACAGCUGGAUGAUUCUACAAAAUUCAUCAAUUAUGAGACUAACCUGACAUUUGUGGGAUGUGUUGGAAUGUUGGAUCCUCCCAGAAAAGAGGUUUCUACCUCAAUAGAACUGUGCAAGAAAGCUGGUAUUAAAGUAAUAAUGAUAACUGGUGAUAACAAAGGUACUGCAGUGGCAAUCUGCCGGAAGAUUGGAAUUUUCUCAGAUUAUGAGGAUAUAACAGACAAAGCAUAUACUGGAAGGGAGUUUGAUGAUCUACCACCAGAGAAACAGAGAGAAGCCUGCCAUAGUGCCCGUUGCUUUGCACGUGUGGAACCAGCACAUAAGUCCAAGAUUGUUGAAUAUCUACAGUCCUACAAUGAAAUUACUGCCAUGACUGGUGAUGGGGUAAAUGAUGCGCCAGCCCUUAAAAAGGCAGAGAUUGGCAUUGCUAUGGGCUCGGGCACUGCAGUGGCAAAAUCUGCUGCAGAAAUGGUCUUGGCUGAUGACAACUUCUCAUCUAUCGUGUCUGCAGUAGAGGAGGGGAGAGCCAUUUACAACAAUAUGAAGCAGUUCAUCCGCUAUCUCAUUUCUUCAAAUGUUGGCGAGGUUGUCUGUAUCUUUCUGACUGCUAUUCUUGGUUUGCCUGAAGCACUUAUUCCAGUUCAGCUUCUCUGGGUAAACCUGGUCACUGAUGGUCUCCCUGCCACUGCCCUGGGAUUCAAUCCACCUGACUUAGACAUCAUGGAGAAACUUCCUCGAAAUGCAAGGGAACCGCUCAUCAGUGGCUGGCUCUUUUUCAGAUACCUUGCAAUUGGAGUUUAUGUUGGCUUGGCCACUGUGGGUGCUGCAACAUGGUGGUUCUUAUAUGACGAAGAUGGGCCACAAGUCACUUUUUACCAGCUAAGGCAUUUCAUGAAAUGUACUGGCGACAACCCUUUGUUUUCAGGAAUUGACUGUGAGGUUUUUGAGUCCCGUUACCCCACUACUAUGGCACUUUCUGUUUUAGUAACAAUUGAGAUGUGCAAUGCCCUAAACAGUUUGUCUGAGAAUCAGUCAUUACUAAGGAUGCCUCCAUGGCUCAACAUUUGGCUGCUUGGUGCUAUAAUUAUGUCUAUGGCUCUGCACUUCCUGAUCCUCUAUAUACAACCAAUGCCGUUAGUUUUCCAAGUCACUCCGUUAAAUUGGACUCAGUGGGUGGUGGUUCUGAAGAUUUCAUUGCCAGUUAUCCUGCUUGACGAAGGACUGAAAUAUAUAUCAAGACAUCAUCUAGACGGCCUGCUAAAAACAGUAGAACAGUCUUGGAAUGGGACUGCGCAAAUGAAACCACAUAGAUCUCAUGACCAGACUGGCACUUAACAGGAAAAACAGGUUUAAGCAACACACUGACAACAACAUUUCUGAGUAAAGAAACCUUACAUUGCAAGUCCAACUGAAGUCUCCUGCAUGAGCAGCCAUUACAAGAGAACAAGCAGAAAUCGCAUGUCUCCUACCCAAGGAGACAACUGUGGGGAAACGUAAAAACCGCAAAAUACUGAAAUAUUUGUUAGUAGCUUUUUUUUUCUGUGUAUAAAGGUGCAAUCACUGGACAGCUGAAUUGUGGUUUGGGGAUAUAUGUUGUUACAAUUUUUAGGGUUUAAAAUGCAGCUCUUGAAUAUUCAGGACCUGUCUUAUAUUUCAAUUUUUGUUACUGUAAAUUGAAGAUAUUAACAAGCCCCCCCCCCAUGUCAAAUAGACAUGCAAGAAAAACAAAUGGCCCUUUUGUAGUGUGCAUAAUGAUCAGACAUUGAGGUUUGAGGGUUCAAUUUGAACAAGAUGGUUUCAUAAAUGUUGGUAAAGCUCUGUCAGUCGCACAGUCCUACUGCAGUUGUGCAUUUCAAGUUGCCAAAGUGUAAGCUUUACUAUAUAAAUUGCAAGAUUUACUUUUACUACAUUAUUGACAUGCCUCUGAGAAGCCAUGACAUUGUUUGUGUGAACCUUUCAAUGGUUUAAUUUAAAUAUCACUAUUUACAGUGCCUGAGAAUUGCAUCCCUUUGUAGAGCUGAUUUAUGUUUCUCUUCUAAUGCAUUUCAGCUCAUCCACUUUAUAUAUAAACACUUAUAAGGGGUAAUAUAUUAUAAGGUGCAGAGCUAUAUAGCAACCAAAAAGCAGGUAGGAUAUUCUGAUCACCCUUGGUGUUACUGUGCCUGGGCAAACAAUGUGCCUUUGGUUUGAGUGUAUUGCCAUACAGUGGCACUGGUUCCCAGUAAGCUUUCAGGCUAAUGUCACACAAAACAUGGAAUUGCCUUCAUUACUUCACUGAAAUUACCAAAGCUUGUGUUUAGUAACUGUGACUUGUAUAUGGAACAGUUACAGUAAAAUUACAUUUGGAAUUGUCUCCUAUCAUUUCACAUGGCAUCACCACAAGUAUGGCACAGUUAUCACCUGAAACCACAGAAAUUGAUUCCAGUUGUUCACAACAGCAAUUUAAUGUUUUUUUACACAACUAUUAAAUACAGGCACAUCUCCUGUUGUGAUAGUAGUAUUACCAAUAAUGAAUAGACAUUUUAUUUCCAAAUCUAAAGUCAAAUUUUGCAGACCCUAGCAUUUUAGUUUCUGAACAAGGAUUGUUAACCCUGUGUCUGCCCACCUAUUUGGAAUAAUAGCAUCCAGCAUUGUGAGAGUACCACAACUGCUAUAAGGAUAUCUAACAUCCCUGACUUACACCUUGCUCCCCACAACUGGGGCAAACACAUCUGGGCCCUUUGUUUUCUUUAGUGAGUUAUUUAUAUAACGUAUUUAUAUAAUGGUCUUUGUACUACAAUGACACCAGAAAUCAUAACAAUUUAGGGUUUCUUGUUCUUGAGCAAAGCCAUGCAAUGUGUGUACUUUUAUAUUCACUGUGAUGAUGGAACCACACAGUAAAACUGUUUCAAUUGCCCCAAUAUGUAAUAUCCAAGGCUCUCUUUAGCAAAUCAUUUUGUGUCUCCUUGUCUUAAUAUUUGGAUCUUAGUGGGUUUCCUUCCUUAUAGGUAAUUGAUCUCCAUGUACCACAGCUCCAAAGAGGUAAUGAAUAUAUGUCAGUGUAUAGAGCCCCAGGAUUCCCCUGUUGUUGGUUUGUGUUUUGUUCCUGGUCUCACAGCAGUUACUGGCCUAACUCCACAUGAUUAUAAGGCUUUAUCCAACGUACAGGCAAAGUUUACGAAGAAAACACAUAAUUUCAUUUACAAUUUUAUAGAAGACAUUUUGUGUAAAAAAAAUAGAACAUGUCCAGUGCAUUAUACUCUUUAAGAUAUAGAAGAAUUGUGCUUAAAAAAAAAAAAGCUGUGCAGGGGAGUCGGCGGCACUCAGUCGGCUGCUCACU
Molecule: messenger RNA, 5535 nt
Organism: Xenopus laevis (African clawed frog)
Lineage: Eukaryota; Metazoa; Chordata; Amphibia; Anura; Pipidae
Gene: atp2a3.S
Product: ATPase sarcoplasmic/endoplasmic reticulum Ca2+ transporting 3 S homeolog
Exons: 23
Coding region: 489-3551 (1020 amino acids)
Biological process (GO): calcium ion transport
Cellular component (GO): endoplasmic reticulum membrane; membrane; sarcoplasmic reticulum membrane
Molecular function (GO): ATP binding; nucleotide binding; P-type calcium transporter activity
Source: RefSeq, a predicted model, not a curated record